UAAGUUUUGAUGGUCAAAAACGGCGUAUAUUUGUUUAGUUAGGAAAUUUUUAUUUUCCUGGAAAAAAUUCUGAGAAAGUAUUCCUUACCUGGAGAGUUCUUUUUUCCUGAAUUUCUCGCUGGCAACCCGUUGUGAUUUACAGCUGGCUUGGACAUUAGAACAGAUUUAUUUCUCCCAAGAACCCGUCGGCUCCUCCUAAAAGGUGUAACAUUACCAUUAAAUAAUAUCUAAAAAUAACUGAGUCGGCGUUUCGUGACUGCGCAAUAAAAAUAACUAUUUAGUUACGAUUUGUCGUUGAAACAAUAUUAAAGACAAAACGAUUGCUUUAGAGUGUUUGGUCAUCAUGUUUAUUGUGAGUUUCCUGACUUCAUGUUAUUCACGGACAUUGAAUGAAAACGAUUCAAUUCAGUUAUGACAAUAUCUAACAAUUGUGCAUAAGUUCAUCACAAAAAAUAAUAGUYUAUUGGUAAGUAUUUUACAUUCAGAAUCAUAGCUAGUCGUGAAAUAAAACUCGCAGUUGAUUAAACAUAACUUCUCGAUCACAGCAUUUAGCAAGUUAAGCAGUUAAGUGACAUUUCGCUUCAAUGAACAUGGUUGAUAUUGAUCGUAAUGGAAGCUCAAUCAAMAACUGUCAAGAARCCAAAACGAAAACAAAAACAUUGAAACAACGCGUGACAAACUAUCGUCGAAGAACCUGCAAAGAGUUCCCUGCUACAAACAAUGAGUAGAGAUUUCACAGAAAUGGAGAAUAUCAAGUCCUCCAUCGAUUCUUCAGGCUUUAACGACCAAUUCUUUGGAGCUGUGCGAAAAGGCGACAUUCGCACUGUUAAAGAUUACCUCGAUCAAGAUCUGGUGGAUGUAAAUAGUGUUGACGAUGAAGGACAGACAGCUUUACAAAUWKCUGUCACAGAGGAGCACAUUGAAAUUGUCCGUCUUCUUGUCAACAACGGAGCACAAAUUGGAAACGCUCUUCUAGAUGCCAUAAACAUUGGUUCCCUAGAAACUGUAGCAGUCUUGGGGCCGCUACAUAAGGAAAGCUCCAGGCAAUACCUUCGCAGUAUUUCAAAUAUAGAAAGAUCAGUAGAAGUCGUUCUGCCCCCUCUUGUCCUGGCAGCCCAGAACAACAAUUACGAAAUAGUAAAAUUUCUCCUGGACGAAGGUCAUAAAAUUCAAUCUCCACAUCCGAARUACUGCGAAUGCGAAGCGGUCUGUGGACAACUUGGUAGACUUGGGACGUACCUUCUUCAUCUCAACACCUUCUCUGCAUUGGUCAGUCCUGAGUUCAUCUGUCUUGAGUUCCUACUACAAGAUGAUAAAGAUAAUCCAUCCAUUGAAAAGGAUCCAUUGUACAGAGCGUUUGUACUUAAAAGAGAGGUAUUGCACCGCGCUGAGACUCAGUACGAGUUUCGUGAUGACUACUUUCUUCUGGCUGAAAAGUGCGAGGACUUCGCUGUUGGUCUUCUGGACCAGUGCCGCAACCUUGAAGAAGUCUCUACCAUUAUGAGCUUACCUGGUAUCAAAGACCUAUCAGGUGCUCCAACUAGUGUGACUACAACGGAGGAGAAAAAGCCCAAUCUAAGCAUCCUGAAUUUUGCACUUAAGAAUAAAAACAAUCAGUUCAUUGCCCAUCGGUUCAGCCAAGUGAUGCUGAAUUCUGUUUUCUACACUGGGGUAAAAGGAAUGGAAGAGAACAACCACKUCCUAAGUACGUUCCUUGUUUUCCUUUAUUGGAUAGCGAUGCCAACAUUCAUGCUUAUCUACCAGCUKUCGCCCACAAAUCAAUGGUCAAGAAUGCUUGAAAUUCCCGUUGUGAAAUUCUUAAGUCACGUGGGAUCUUGGAUUUGGUUCCUGGUCAUUCUGGUCGUUGCUGCAUUUGAAACAAAAAUACCAAAAAGAACAGAACAUGAUGUUCAAGCUAUUGAGACCAUGAUAGGCAUUUGGGUUGCAGGCAUGAUGCUUGAGGAGGUGAAGCAGUUCUACCGUUUAGGGAGAAAAACCUACAUGUCACAAUGGUGGCGCGUCGUAGCAGCUUUGGUCUGCAUCUGUUUCCUUUUGACAGGGGUUCUUUGGGUCACUGACUUCGCCAUUCUGUCCAAGGAAAAAGGAACUGUCCUGAAGCUAAAUGUUACAAAUUUUAAUAAUUUUCAGGGCAAUGUUGUCCGUCAAACUAUCAGGAUGUCUGGACACACUUUUUACACCUUGGGAGUUUUGCUGACUUUUUGCCAGAUUGCGCAUAAUAUCCAGGUCAGCUACUACUUAGGACCGCUUCACAUAACUUUGAUGARCAUGGCGGGUGAUGUAGUGAAGUUCAUCUUUAUCUUUGGCUUGGCGUAYCUUGCGUUUGCUAUUGGUUUGAAGGAGCUGUACUCUUGGUACGACAGCACUGCUAAAGCUGAAGCUGGAAAUGGCGUCUUUGUCUUUGAACCGCACGAGUUUGUCAGAAAUUAUUUUCAAUACAUACCAAGCACGAAGAAUGUUCACAUGCAUGAAUCCGAAUCUGUUUGGCGAAUUCAAUGUAUACUACAGGAAUUUCCUUUGAACAGUUUCACGAGAGGUUUAUCCACAUUCCGACACAAGAGCAACAGAUCUAAACAGUGCUGUCUUCUUGGAAGUUUCCGAUAUCUUUUCUGGAUACUCUUUCAAGAUGUSGACACCAGCGUGUUUAAGACGGACCGCCGAUACGAUAAGUUUACUAUUAUACARAGCACAGGCGAAGUCAUGAUGGCUCUAUACUGUGUGGUCGCGGUUCUUGUUGCUCUCAACCUCCUCAUUGCUAUGCUCACCAAUACGUUCAACAAAGUUGGGGGCGAUCAAUACACAAGAUUUAAAGUGAACAGAACUCGGAUUCUCAUGCARUACGUGAAUCAUGGAAGCGUCACCCCAUCGCCCAUGAAUUUAAUUCCRUUCAGAUACCUACUGAGCUGUAUAUACAACAAGUGUAAAAACUGUGUUGGGGUUAAACCUGUUUACACCCCACAGCUUCGCAUGAGAAAUAAAGUGAUGAGAGCGAUUCUUCACAGGUAUCUUGCACACCGCAAGAAACAGAAGCAAAAACCAGAACCAUCUACACCUACAAAUGGAUCACAGUUUAGUGCGUUUUGAGCUCAUCAAAUCAAACAAUACUCACACUGCUUUGUUAAACAACUGAAGAAAGAUGCAAAAGUAUUUUUGCUUUUACCAGAGAAUGUAACCAAUUUCAGUGCUUGUUUUAUAUAUAUGCUUUAUAUACAGCCGUUUGCAAUAAUUCUGACCCCCCUACACUAAUAUUCAUAU
Molecule: messenger RNA, 3273 nt
Organism: Exaiptasia diaphana
Lineage: Eukaryota; Metazoa; Cnidaria; Anthozoa; Actiniaria; Aiptasiidae
Product: transient-receptor-potential-like protein
Exons: 9
Coding region: 721-3102 (793 amino acids)
Biological process (GO): manganese ion transport; calcium ion transmembrane transport; regulation of cytosolic calcium ion concentration
Cellular component (GO): membrane; cation channel complex
Molecular function (GO): store-operated calcium channel activity; protein binding; inositol 1,4,5 trisphosphate binding
Source: RefSeq, a predicted model, not a curated record